This is a messenger RNA of Dunckerocampus dactyliophorus (ringed pipefish), 1769 nucleotides long. It is a transcript of the gene plp2b, whose product is annotated as proteolipid protein 2b. Gene Ontology annotation, cellular component: membrane. The record is from RefSeq and is a predicted model, not a curated record. The transcript is spliced from 5 exons. Lineage: Eukaryota; Metazoa; Chordata; Actinopteri; Syngnathiformes; Syngnathidae. Bases 244 to 705 code for a protein of 153 amino acids.
UGCUCCGCCCUCCUUCUUCAAACAGCUAUCACGGCUUCUGGAGACUCGCGCUACUGUGCCCGUGACUGAUUUGUGCCAGCCUAUGGAACUAGUGGAACUAGUUAGCAGGAAAACACGCUAGCUUGUGAGCGAGAGCAGCGGUGCACUCUGGGACAUUAAACUCCCCCCGCCCCCGAAGCAAGAGAAAGUUUAUUCGUGUUCUUCUGAUUUGGUGACUCUGAUCUAAAGCCAACCAGAAGUAGAAUGGCUGAUACGUCUGCGUCCAGUGGUGCCAGCUGCCUGGAGAAGCUGAAAACUUACGUGAAGACCCCGAAAGGUUUUAUCCUCGCAGCAGAAAUACUCAUCAGCUUCAUCAUCAUCAUCUGCUACGCCGCAUCCCUCUAUGGAGGCUACUCUGCUGUGGCCAUCUGCGAGAUGGUUUUCGCCAUGGUCUUUUUUGGCAUCUUUAUGAUGGAGCUGGACAAGCAGAUUCAAGUGGUCAACUGGGUGUGGAGUGAUCUCUUCAGAGCUGGCAUUGGUGCAAUCCUUUACGUCAUCACUUCUCUAGUGUGUGUGAUUGGAGGAGCCGGGGAUGGUGCUCGCAUUGCAGGCGGGGUAUUUGGUUUGAUUGCCGCUCUGCUGUUUGCUUAUGACACCUACACCAUCUUCUUGCAAAUCAAGAGCACCAGGCAGCACACAGCAGCCGCCACUGACGACAGAGUUUAAACACUCCAAUGAGUGUCCCCCUGUUGAGUAUGCAGCGGAACAACAAGAGGACCCUUGUGCAGAAGAGGGGAGGGGACGAUGGAAGUAAAAAGAACAGGUCACAAAUAAAUCCAUGUCACUGUAGGGUGUCAACUGAAGCAAUUUCUUCUUUAUGAGGAGGAUGACGGUAGCGGCACUACACAUCUGUGCUCGCACGUCAGUCUGCUAUGGGAGGAACGCCGCUCACAAACCUCAUCGUACCACUAAAACUCAAUGUGUUAUCCGAUCUAAAAAGGGAAAACUGUAAGCGAUAGGCAAUGUAAAACUUUGCCUGAUGUUGUCCAGCAGCUUGUGUCAUAUGAAUUUCUAUUUUUAAAAGGACUACUGCAGUUGGUAGUGACUGUAUCAUUUAAACAUGUGUAUCGGUGCCUUACGGAUUAUUUAACAUCAGAUUUAUGAACUUAAUGAGUGUCAUUCUCAUGAGGCUUCUUUUUUUAUGCUUCUUGCAGCAGGUUUUAACCAAUGUCCUUCACAUUCUCAUUCAAUUUAACCUAUUUCGUCAGUCAUUCUAAAUUCCAGAAUCCUAAACACUUGAAGUCAUGUACCUGCUUUGAUCUAGAAAUCUUAUACUGCCUCCAUUUGAACUGCUGACGUCCACUCGCCAUUAAUUACAAUCUUUAAUGAACUGAAAUGAUGUGUCAUAAUGUUACCGCGAGGUUCUACAUUUCCACUCUAAUUUGUGCCCUUUUUGUUCUGUUUCUAGGACAUGUGUAUAGUGCAAAAUGCAUUUUUCUUAGUCCAGCUUUACCCUCUAGUUCUUUCGGGUUUUUAUUCAACCUCUCUGCAUCCUGUGACAGUACACGUCACAGAAAAUCAUUAUGUGCAAAUGUCAUAUUAUGUAGUUGAAUUAUUUGAUUUGAGUAAUGAGAUUUGGAAAUGUGUGACUUGUUAUCUCAACUUCCUUGUUCGUUUAUUCAAGAAAACCAUGCCUUAUUUUGCUUUCUAACAUGCUUUACAAGAGUCAUCACAAUGUAAUGCCACAAGUCAAAGCAGCUGUGUUUUGGGAAAUAAAAGCCAUUGUUGCA